AUGUCAGACUCUGAAGAGGUUGUUGAAGAAUGCGAGCAGGAGCAGGAAGAGGAGUACGUGGAGGAAGAAGAGGAAGAAUGGCUGGAGGAAGAAGAGGGUCAGGAAGAACAGGUAGAGGAGGCAGAGGAGGAGACUGAAGAAACCAAGGCAGAAGAACAAGAAGAUGAACCGAAAGCACCAGGAGAAGGUGGAGAGGGGGACCGAGAGCAGGAGCCUGGGGAAGGUGAAGUGAAGCCAAAGCCCAAGGUCUUCAUGCCAAACCUGGUGCCUCCCAAGAUCCCAGAUGGAGAGAGGCUGGAUUUUGAUGACAUCCACCGCAAGCGCAUGGAGAAGGACCUGAACGAGCUGCAGGCCCUCAUUGAAGCCCAUUUUGAGAGCAGGAAGAAGGAGGAAGAGGAGCUCAUGUCCCUCAAGGACAGGAUUGAAAAGCGUCGAGCGGAGAGGGCAGAGCAGCAGCGGAUCCGCAGCGAGAGGGAGAAGGAGCGGCAGGCACGCAUGGCUGAAGAGAGAGCUCGCAAAGAGGAGGAGGAGGCGCGGAAGAAAGCGGAGGAGGAGGCACGGAAGAAGAAAGCUUUCUCCAACAUGCUGCACUUUGGAGGCUACAUGCAGAAGUCAGAGAAAAAGGGUGGGAAGAGGCAAACAGAGCGGGAGAAGAAGAAGAAGAUCCUGAGCGAGCGGAGGAAGCCUCUGAACAUCGACCACCUGAGUGAAGAUAAACUGAGGGACAAGGCCAAGGAGCUUUGGCAAACCGUCCGAGACCUGGAGGCUGAGAAGUUCGACCUGCAGGAAAAGUUCAAGCGGCAGAAAUAUGAGAUCAAUGUCCUCCGAAACCGUGUCAGUGACCACCAGAAAGUCAAAGGGUCAAAGGCUGCCCGUGGGAAGACCAUGGUGGGUGGGCGGUGGAAGUAG
Molecule: messenger RNA, 909 nt
Organism: Indicator indicator
Lineage: Eukaryota; Metazoa; Chordata; Aves; Piciformes; Indicatoridae
Gene: TNNT2
Product: troponin T2, cardiac type
Exons: 17
Coding region: 1-909 (302 amino acids)
Biological process (GO): sarcomere organization; cardiac muscle contraction; regulation of muscle contraction
Cellular component (GO): troponin complex
Molecular function (GO): troponin I binding; troponin C binding; tropomyosin binding
Source: RefSeq, a predicted model, not a curated record